AUGGAGCGUGAGCUGGCUGUUGAAGUUGAAGCUGCGAUAAAGGCAUCUGGAGCAUCCACCUUUGAGGAAGCCCAAGAAAAAGCAAAACAAGAGUUUGAAGAAUUGUGUCAUGUCACCCUCAAUAUUGCUGUGACAGGGGGGACAGGGGCAGGAAAGUCCUCUUUUGUGAAUGCCAUCAGGGGUGUCAAAGAAGGUGAUGAAGAAAGAGCUGCCCCCACUGAUGUUGUGGAAUGCACCAAGACACCCACAAUGUACCCCCACCCAACCAUGCCCAACGUCAACAUAUGGGAUCUGCCGGGUAUAGGGACAGAGAAGUUCCAAACUAAGAAAUACAUAAAAGAUGUUAAUUUAGAUAAUUAUGACUUUUUCCUGAUACUCACAUGCACAAGACUAACAGAGCAUGACAUAAUGCUAGCUAAAGAAAUCAGAAAAAACAAAAAGAAUUUUUAUUUUGUCCGUACAAAAAUCGACCAGGAUGUGAAAUCAGAAAAGAGGAAGGGAAAGGCAGAAGAGCAAACACUAAGUGUCAUCCGACAAGACCUUAAAGAAAAACUCAACGACUUUCCUUCGGCUCAAAUCUUCCUUGUGUCAUCGUGGAAGCUGGAUAAGUUUGACUUCCAUGAGAUGAUGUGUGUGCUGGAGAAAGACCUUCCAGAGAAGAAGCAAGAUGCUCUAACUCUUAGUUUGCCUGUGUAUUCAAUUGAGAUUCUUAAGAAGAAGUACAAAGCAUUCAAGAGAGGUAUCUGGGCUCAGGCCUCUGCAUCUGGUGCUGUUGGAGCAGCCCCAUUGCCAGGUGUAUCAGCUGCAUUUGAUGUUACAACAAUCUCUGCUUUUCUCACCAAGGUCUACUAUUCAUUUGGUUUAGAUGAUACAUCCAUGAAGCAGCUUUCAGACAGAGUAGGCAAGCCAAUUCCUGCAGAUUUCAAGCAUUCAAAACUAGUGAAAGCAAUUGCCUCCAAAUCUGUGACUGCUCUGCAAGUUGAACUAACUGGCUUUAUAGUGGCAGAAGCAAUAGAAUCAGCCCUCAGAUUCAUACCAAUCGCUGGAAGUGUAGCUGGGGCAGGUAUGUCAUUCUGGAGCACAUACUUAGCACUCAGAAAGGGCUUGGAUGAGCUAUUUACGGUUUCCAAAAAGAUGCUUGAAAUGGCAAAAUUGAAGUAAUGAUACACAU
This is a messenger RNA of Engraulis encrasicolus (European anchovy), 1171 nucleotides long. RefSeq names its product interferon-inducible GTPase 5-like. NCBI's taxonomy places the organism in Eukaryota, Metazoa, Chordata, Actinopteri, Clupeiformes, Engraulidae. Gene Ontology annotation, cellular component: membrane. Bases 1 to 1161 code for a protein of 386 amino acids. The transcript has a single exon. Gene Ontology annotation, molecular function: GTP binding. The record is from RefSeq and is a predicted model, not a curated record.